This is a messenger RNA of Prunus armeniaca (apricot), 225 nucleotides long. NCBI's taxonomy places the organism in Eukaryota, Viridiplantae, Streptophyta, Magnoliopsida, Rosales, Rosaceae. The record is from the annotation of a GenBank genome assembly.
AUGGUGCCCUACUAUGGAUGGGAGAUUCUAACACUAUUACCUGACUUCCAGAUCAAGAAUUACAUGGCAAGGAGAGAAAACUUUCAUAUGAGGAAAGUGCUAUCAUGGAGGGCUGGAGGAAUUUUAAAUGAAAAUGUUAUGUUUUCCUGGGUGAAACCUGAUGUCGGAAAAGGGGCCUUCAACAUUUGCACAAGCUGCAAAGCUAAGGAGGAUGGCAGCUGCUAA